This is a messenger RNA of Linum tenue, 2048 nucleotides long. The record is from the annotation of a GenBank genome assembly. NCBI's taxonomy places the organism in Eukaryota, Viridiplantae, Streptophyta, Magnoliopsida, Malpighiales, Linaceae.
AACAACAACAAAACCCACAACAAAAAAAAAUUCCAGAAACAGAGAGCUCCUUCCUUCCCAGAAACAUGGGAAACAACGACAACAAUAAUAUCAGUACUAAGAACCAAACCUCAUCAAAAUACUGGAGAUGUUUGGUCUUUUCCAUCCUCUUGAAUUUUGCCUUCUUUGGGUACAACCUUUACUUCUCCGUCGUCGACGACGGAGGGCUGAGCUGGAGCAGGGGAGCGGCAGGGGAAGCAGAGGCGGUGGCUUCCAUCUCCUGCUCCGGCCACGGCAGGGCUUACUUGGAUGGCGUCAUCUCCGCCGGCGACGGCUUGCCGGUUUGUGAGUGCAACACUUGCUAUGGCGGCAGCGAUUGUUCUCAGUUUUCCCCUUCUUGCUCUGCCGACGCUGAUGGCGGCAAUCCCCUGUUUCUGGAGCCGUACUGGAGGCAACGCGCCGCCGCGAGCGCCCUCGUGGUCUCCGGCUGGCACCGGAUGGGCUACUCCUUCCCCGACGGCACCAACAUCUCGCCGGAGCUCGAGCGCCACAUCCGCCAGCUACACGCCGUCGUCGGAAACGCCGUCACCGAGGGCAGGUUCAUCGUCUUCGGAGCCGGAUCCACUCAACUCCUCAACGCCGCCGUCCACGCCCUCUCCCCCGGCGGCGGCGGCGGGGUCGCCGCCGGAGUGGUGGCCACCGCCCCGUUCUACCCGAUCUACGAGCUGCAGACGGAGUACUUCGCGUCGGUGGAUUUCCAGUACCAGGGGGACACGUCCCUCUGGAUCGCCGGCGGGAACAGCUCGUCGGAGAAGAAGAAUCUCCCCGACGGGAAGACGAUCAUUGAAUUUGUCACGUCGCCGAAUAAUCCGGACGGGAAGCUGAACGAGGCCGUUCUUAAGGGCCCGAAUUUCAAGGCGAUUUACGACCGGGCUUACUACUGGCCCCAUUUCACUCCGAUCCCGGCGGCCGACGACGGGGAGCUCAAGAUCUUCACACUGUCCAAGCUCACCGGCCACGCCGGCUCCCGAUUUGGAUGGGCUAUCGUGAAAGACGAGGACGUGUACAACAAAAUGCUGAUGCACAUGCAGCUGAACACCAUGGGCGUUUCGCGGGACACCCAGCUCCGAGCUCUCAAGCUUCUGAAAACCAUCAUGGCGGAAGGCGGCGGGCGGACCAUCUUCGACUUCGGCUACCAGACCAUGAAGUCCAGGUGGGAGAAGCUGCGGAAAGUCGUUUCGGUGUCGAAACGUUUCUCCCUCCAGGACGUUUCGUCCCACUACUGCGUUUUCUCCGGCCGAGUCAGAGAAUCCUCCCCAGCGUACGGAUGGUUGAAGUGCGAAAGAGAGGAAGAGAGCGAUUGCUAUGGAGUGCUUAAGGCCGCCGGAAUCAUAGGCCGGGGAGGAUCCGUGUUCUAUGCCACGGAUCGAAACGUGAGGCUGAGCCUGAUCAAAACUCGGGAUGAUUUCGAUUUGCUCGUCGACAAGCUUCAGAAGUUGGUCUCUGCGGAACAAGAUGAAGAAGAAGGAGGAGGUGAUGGCAAUGGCAUUGAACAGCACGUUGCCAAUGUGACCGAAUACCAGCCACUUCGAAGAAGAAUGUGAAACAAAAUACGGGUAUACAACAGAAGACAAGUUGGAUGCAAUUGUCGGUUCUAAGUUAAUUAAGGUCAUUAAUCGUGUAUCUAUAUACACAAAUAUGCAAGCAGGUGUUUUAUGUGCAAAUUAAAUGCAUAAUUUGUAUGAUGGAGUAGGUCAAAUCUAUUGACCUGCCUUUAGUUAAUUUGUAAUUUUUUUGUACAUUCAGAGUAAGGAUGGAGACAAAUAUAUGUGAUAUGAAGUGGGAGUUGGAGUAGGUCAAAUUUAUUGACCUGCCUUUAGUUUGUAAAUUUGUUUGCUUACUUUCUCUGUACAUUCACGGUGAAGAAGAGAAUACGGAGGUGAAGAAUCUAUUGAACUAUGUAGGUUUGUAAGGUUGGCACCAGAGAUGUCCAAUGACUCGGUCAGGUCAGAUACGACUCUGAAGGUUGUUUUUCGGUAUGUUUGUCUAUAGGAUGAAGUUAUGGUCGG